AUGUUCCAAGUUUCCAAUGACAUCCAACAGCUAACCAAGUGGCCUUGGGAGGAAUCUCAAAAAUUCAAUGAAUAUGUUCAAAAUAUUGGAGUCUUUCUGGACACAGCUGAGAUUCAUACUGGAGUUGACUCUCUAUCGAAGAAUGUCACACAAUCUUUUCUUAAGGAACUAUCUGAUGAUGGCGGCAAUACAUCAAAGAAAACUCCAACUUCUCCAAAGUCUCCUUCAAAGAUUCCCAGUUCUUAUCCAAAUUCUCGAAAGUCUCUGCCCAAGAACCCAAGUCCUCCUCUGAAGUCUCCACCUAAGAUACCAACGCCUCCGAACUCCCAUCUUAAUGAAAGGAUUCCUAUUCGAGAUCUUAAGAAAAAGGUUGAUGAAGAAGAAGAAGUCCCUCAUACAGAAAUUUUUUCUUCGUUUGAUGAAGAUGAUGUAGAAACCAAAGCACAAUAG
Lactuca virosa is the source of this 450-nucleotide messenger RNA. The record is from the annotation of a GenBank genome assembly. Lineage: Eukaryota; Viridiplantae; Streptophyta; Magnoliopsida; Asterales; Asteraceae.